Nestor notabilis (Kea) is the source of this 3987-nucleotide messenger RNA. It is a transcript of the gene GIGYF2, whose product is annotated as GRB10 interacting GYF protein 2. Lineage: Eukaryota; Metazoa; Chordata; Aves; Psittaciformes; Psittacidae. Gene Ontology annotation, biological process: insulin-like growth factor receptor signaling pathway. Gene Ontology annotation, cellular component: vesicle; proximal dendrite; perikaryon. Gene Ontology annotation, molecular function: protein binding. The transcript has 15 exons. The record is from RefSeq and is a predicted model, not a curated record. The coding region runs from base 1 to 2274 and encodes 757 amino acids.
AUGCUCUUUGUUUCCAGUAUGCUCAACUUGGCCUUACUUCCCCUUCCCCCUCCAUGUGUAUUGGUUGAUGUUAUUUCAGGUCCUUUCAGUAAUCAGGAGAUGGCAGAGUGGUUCCAGGCUGGAUACUUCACUAUGUCCCUGUUGGUUAAGAGAGCCUGUGAUGAGACUUUCCAGCCACUUGGAGACAUCAUGAAGAUGUGGGGCAGAGUUCCCUUCACUCCAGGUCCAGCACCACUUCCACAUCUGGGCGAGCUGGACCAAGAGCGGCUGACUAGACAACAAGAGUUGGCCCUGAUCCAAAUGCAGCACCUCCAGUAUCAGCAUCUUUUAAUACAACAACAAUAUGCACAGGUGCUAGCUCAGCAGCAAAAGGCAGCCCUCUCAUCCCAGCAGCAGCAGCAGCUUGCUAUUCUCUUGCAACAGUUCCAGGCCUUGAAGAUGAGAAUAUCAGAACAGAACAUGAUGCCCCCUGUUACAAGGUCUGUGUCAGUGCCGGACACUGGCUCAAUAUGGGAACUUCAGUCACCUUCACAACCUACAGUUUGGGAAGGAAGCAGUGUCUGGGAUCUCCCCAUUGAUACUGCAGCUCAGGGACCAGCUCUAGAACAACUUCAGCAGCUCGAGAAGGCCAAAGCUGCAAAGCUAGAGCAAGAGAGGAGAGAAGUGGAAAUGAGGGCCAAACGAGAGGAAGAGGAGAGGAAAAGGCAGGAGGAGCUUCGGAGGCAACAAGAAGAGCUACUUAGGAGGCAGCAGGAAGAUGAGAGGAAACGACGGGAAGAAGAAGAACUGGCCCGCAGGAAGCAAGAGGAAGCCCUGAGGCGACAACGGGAGCAGGAAAUUGCACUAAGGCGGCAGCGGGAAGAAGAGGAGAGGCAACAACAGGAGGAAGCACUUAGAAGACUGGAAGAGAGAAGAAGAGAAGAGGAAGAAAGACGGCAGCGAGAGGAGUUAAUUCGUAAACAGGAAGAGGAGGCUGCCAAGUGGGCACGUGAAGAGGAGGAAGCUCAGCGGCGGCUUGAAGAAAGUCGGCUACGCAUGGAAGAGGAGGCAGCCAGACAGCGGCUUGAAGAAGAAGAGCGAAAGCGCAAGGAGCUGGAACUCCAGCGCCAGAAAGAAAUAAUGAGACAGAGGCAGCAGCAGCAGGAGGCUUUACGACGGCUGCAACAGCAGCAGCAACAGCAGCAACUUGCACAAAUGAAGCUCCCUUCAUCUUCGACAUGGGGUCAGCAAUCAAAUUCAGGAGCUUGUCAAUCCCAGACAACACUGUCAUUGGCAGAAAUCCAGAAGUUAGAAGAAGAACGAGAACGGCAGCUUCGAGAAGAGCAAAGGCGUCAGCAGCGUGAACUAAUGAAGGCCCUCCAGCAACAGCAGCAGCAACAGCAGCAGAAAUUGUCAGGCUGGGGUAAUGUCACCAAACCAACAGGCACCACCAAGUCCCUGCUGGAGAUACAGCAGGAAGAGGCACGGCAGAUGCAGAAACAGCAGCAACAGCAGCACCAGCAGCCGAACAGAGUCAGAAAUACUACGCACUCUAACCUGCACACCAGCAUUGGGAAUUCAGUGUGGGGCUCCCUAAACACUAAUCCCAGCAACCAGUGGGCAUCUGACCUAGUCAGUAGCAUCUGGAGUAAUGCUGAUACCAAAAACUCAAACAUGGGUUUCUGGGAUGAUGCAGUGAAGGAAGUGGGACCUCGUAACUCGACCAAUAAAAACAAAAGCAAUGCCAGCCUCAGUAAAUCUGUUGGUAUUACAAGUAGACAAAAUAAGAAGGUGGAAGAAGAGGAGAAGCUGUUGAAAUUGUUCCAGGGGGUUAAUAAAGCCCAAGAUGGAUUCACUCAGUGGUGUGAACAGAUGCUUCAUGCACUCAACACAGCCAACAACUUAGAUGUUCCCACGUUUGUUUCUUUCCUGAAGGAAGUGGAGUCUCCCUAUGAGGUCCAUGAUUACAUCAGAGCCUAUCUUGGAGAUACUCCUGAGGCCAAGGAGUUUGCCAAGCAGUUUCUUGAGCGCCGUGCCAAACAGAAAGCCAGUCAGCAGCGGCAACAGCAGCAGCAACAGGAUUCAGUGUGGGGAAUGAACCACAGUUCGCUACAUUCGGUCUUUCAGACCAAUCAGAGCAACAACCAGCAAUCCAAUUUUGAGGCUGUGCAGAGUGGCAAGAAAAAGAAGAAACAGAAGAUGGUUCGUGCAGAUCCCAGCUUGCUAGGGUUUUCAGUGAAUGCCUCAUCAGAGCGGCUCAAUAUGGGAGAAAUAGAGACUUUGGAAGACUACUGAGCAUGUGCAAAUCAACUGGCUUUUCCUGCAUCUGUUAACCAUGGAUUCUCCAUUUUGGACACAGUACUCUCCACCAUGCGUUCUUCUUCGCCUUGCAGUGAAUCACAGAAUUGAUCAUCUCAGGCUGCUUCUUCUAGCCCCAGCAAACCCUUUCUGCCCAGGACUGCACAGGCAUUGUUCCUACUGUCAGCCUAGAGUCAAGUGAACUUUAUUCAGAGUCCUGGGAGGGUGGGAGAUAGGAUUCAUUCACAACAAGGCUGAUUUGGGCAGCAAGCUUUCACUGUGCUGUGAUGUCUUCUGCUGACAUACCUGGAAAAAAAAAUCAAUUGGGAUUCUGCAAACCAUUGCUUCCCUCUCCUGGUUACUCUUACCACAUCCAACAUGUGCAGUCUUGGAGAGAGAGAGAGAGAGUUUGUGGUUAACAGAUGUUGGUCAAAACCAAAUGCCACACAGAUACUGACUUCCGCGCUCCAUCAGGGCAAGAGGUGCUCUCCCAAGCCAGGAGUUGCAUUCAUAAGCUAACCUUAGAACUGGCAACAGCAGGAGAGGGGCGGUGGCGGGCGCAGUUUAGCUUGGGUUGGUUUGAAGUUGCACACCCCCUGCCAGCCCUUCUCAGCACAUUAUUUUUGGAGGGAAAUCUCGAGUCUGUCUUCAUUAGGUGGUGAUGCUGAAGCUGGUGGAGUUCCCUGUCUGCAUACUCCAGCCUUCCUGGACAAGCGGGGACUUCUGCUCUGGGGGAAAAAAGCGGGGUGGCAUCUCUUCUUUCAGGUUGAAUUUAUCCCUUAAAUGCUACCUUCAGAGGGUUAGGACCAGUUUAUUUUGAGCUUUUUUCCUGCAAAUUUGUCUCGUUUAAGAGGCAGUAGGAUCUUUACUGUGUGGAUCUUUAGUCUUUGGUGAGGGUGAACACUGGCUUUUGGAUACGUACCCCAGCAGUCUUAGCUAGUUGUUAUUUCAAGCCGUGCUUAGGUUAACGAGCAGAGGUGCCCUUUUGUCAUGAAGAGAGACUGUGGAGAGCGAAGCUAUGUGCAAUGACGGCCCUGCUUAUCUCCUACACCUUAAACUAUUUCAUGCACCUUCACUGGGAUCCAUAAUCUUUAAGUAUUUAUGGAAUCAUAACCUUCGUCUCUCACGGAAAGAUUAACACCACCUUCCCUUCUCCACCUGCUCACAUGCACACACCACGAAAGAAGGAAAUGAAAACUGCCAAACGCACUUAGUUUCACGCCCCUGGUCCCAUCUCCCAUGCCCAGAGGGUUAUAACCUGUGAAGGGAGAGACGCUACAGUUCUGGUGGAGUUGUAUAAAGGUGUCUGUUGUUCUGUCAUCACUGCCUAAAGAAAACAGUUCGAGUUGCUCAAGAGGAGUUUGGCUUUGGAUUUUAUUUCGUUUGGUUUAUUCGUUUUUUUGGGGUCACCUUCCCCUCCUCCUCCUCCUCUCCUCCUCUUCCUCUCUCUUCCCCCUGCCCCCAAACAUGUACAGUAACUAUACAGAGACUGCUGCAGACUUGUAUAUAGUUUUUGGAUCCAAUAGCAUGGAGAGACUUGGAACUGUUGCAGAUCUGGUCUCCCUGUCUCCUUUGCUUUGUAAAUUCAUAAAAGGGGGAAGAGGGGUAGUUAAAAUGUUUACAAAACUUUAAACUCCCUCUGAACUUUUGCCAGUGUGGGGCGGGGGGGGAAGAGAGAACUUAAAUAAAACCUGGUUGUAUUAUAUCUGA